Molecule: messenger RNA, 840 nt
Organism: Salvelinus namaycush (lake trout)
Lineage: Eukaryota; Metazoa; Chordata; Actinopteri; Salmoniformes; Salmonidae
Product: diacylglycerol O-acyltransferase 1-like
Exons: 11
Coding region: 1-840 (279 amino acids)
Biological process (GO): triglyceride biosynthetic process
Cellular component (GO): endoplasmic reticulum membrane
Molecular function (GO): diacylglycerol O-acyltransferase activity
Source: RefSeq, a predicted model, not a curated record
AUGUCUGCAGCAGAACCUGAGGCCUGUGCCUGCUCCUCUUCUUCACUUGAUGUGGAAGAGAAAUGUCAGUACUAUGGCAAUUCCAGCUCUGAUCCUCCCACUGAACCACAUCCAGACAUGGACAUGUUCUGCUGUCACAGUGUCCAGGAUUCCUUACUGAGCUCUGACAGCCGCUUCACAAACUAUAGAGGGAUUCUCAACUGGAUCAUUAUCCUUCUGAUCUUGACCCAUGCUCACCUGUUCCUGGAUAACUUUAUACAACAUGGCUUCUUGAUUGACUUGAGGAAAGUCUUGGAGCACCUAAUGGAGGACAAUUAUAACUGGCCGUCUGUCAACCUGAUACUGGCUGCCAAUAUGUUUGCUAUUGCUGCUCUUCUACUUGAGAGGUGUCUGGAUAAGGAACAGACGAACCUUUACUACUUUCUCCUGGCGCCCACUUUAUGCUACCAGCGAGACUUCCCCUUCACACCAAGGGUCCGUAUCAACGUUCUUUGUAAGACGCUGAUAGAAAUGUGGAUUGAACCCAUCUUCCAGAGAUCAGAAAACUCCUUCUCUAAUAUGGACAUCACUACCAGGGUGGAGCACUUGAUGGAGCUUGUGUAUGUCAUUGCUCUGCCCUUACACAGCUGUCGUCUAUGGAUCUUCUUCAUGAUGAUCUUUGAGCUCCUGGUAGAUGUUUACCUUGGAGACUAUUUCAAGGGUAACUAUGGCAAUGGGCUGGUGUGGCUGUGCUUUCUACUGGGUCCUCCGCUGGCUGUGAUGACCUAUUUCCAUGACCACUACAUGAGUCACCAUGGCCAACAUCCUCCUGGACUGUCCGUUGCUGAGUGUUUGUCAUGA